Biomphalaria glabrata is the source of this 6361-nucleotide messenger RNA. Its product is annotated as DNA excision repair protein ERCC-5-like. NCBI's taxonomy places the organism in Eukaryota, Metazoa, Mollusca, Gastropoda, Planorbidae. The transcript has 16 exons. The coding region runs from base 197 to 5086 and encodes 1629 amino acids. Gene Ontology annotation, cellular component: nucleus. Gene Ontology annotation, biological process: nucleotide-excision repair. The record is from RefSeq and is a predicted model, not a curated record. Gene Ontology annotation, molecular function: single-stranded DNA binding; DNA endonuclease activity.
GCUUGAGAAACCAAAACAAAAUAAUGCUGAGUUAGCCCAGGUCCAGGACACGGAAUGCGAUCAGUUUAAUUGUUUAUCUAGAAUUCUAGUUAUAGAUUUACCUACAUCUUGAAAGAUCUAGAUCUAUUACACUAAGCAGAUUGUAAACAGAGACCUGAGCCAAUCGUUACCACAGGGGUUGCUUUGUGACUAGAUCAUGGGUGUCCAUGGACUGUGGCAGUUGCUACAUGCAGCUGGUCAACCAGUUUCAUUAGAGUCUUUGGAGGGGAAAGUACUAGCAGUUGAUGUGAGUAUAUGGCUGCACCAGACAAUGAAAGGGAUGCGAGACAAAGAUGGCAAUCCAUUACCUAAUGCCCAUUUGCAGGGUUUAUUUUCCAGGGUUUGCAAGCUUCUCUUUUAUUCUAUAAAGCCAGUGUUUGUGUUUGAUGGAGGUGUGCCAUUAUUGAAAAAACAAACCAUGGCUGCAAGAAGAGAAAGAAAAGCUGAGGCAGUGAGAGAAAGUAAUGACAUUGCACACAAACUCCUUCGCAAUCUGGUACAGAGCAAUGCUGUUAAGCAAGCAUUGAGUGUCUCUGGCAAACCUCCCCGACCUGUUCCAGGGGUACAGAGAAGAAAUCAGGAAAAAGAUAUAUUUGAGCUGGCGCCACUGCCAGAAACGGAAGAAAUUGGUUUGUCUUUAAAUGCUGAAGAAUGGGAGCGAGACUUUGAGCUACAAGAAAAAUGCAUCAAGGAGGGCUUGGCAUCUUUGUCUGAAGCUCACCCAGAGUCAGAAGAGUUCAAGUCUCUCCCUAUGGAGAUACAGCAUGAGAUUCUCCAUGAAUGGAAAGAGAGGAACAAGUACCACAGCCUAAGUUCACUAACUAAGAUGCCUGAAGAUUCAGACAGUUUCUCAUCUUACCAGUUGAAGAAGCUGAUGAAACAGAGCAAGCUUUCCAGUCGCAUAGAAGAGGUCCGCAAAGAGAUGUCCUCUAAGACCGCCACAAACCUCACCUACUCUCUAGGGGACGACUACUACGGGGACGAAGUAGAGUCAAGAAGAAUAGUGUCAGAAGAUGCUGCCCACUAUGUCCUCAUCAAAGGACUGACAAAAAGAAAACAGGAAGAAGAAGCAGAAAAGUAUGAGCUCCAGAGUCGGGUCAAACUUGAGAAGGUCGAGGAAGAAGAGGAGGUCAAGGCUGUUGUGGACAGUUGUAAAACUAGCAAGACUUCUCCCCCUGUAAAUUAUGAAGAGCCAGAAGUCAUGUCCACCUCGUCAGAUUCUGACAGUGGCAUAGAAACGUUUGUUAACCAAAGAAAAAACUGGUCAGUUGGUAAAAAACGAAAAAGCAAGAUCUCAAGACCAACAAAUAAAAAAGGGAAAGAUUCUCACACUGAAUUCUCUAAGGUCAACUCUUUAAAAGAACACAGUACAACUGAUGACAAUGUAAAUAGAUCAUUGCAGGAAUUGAAAAAUGAAGAUUCCAGUUCUGAAGGUGAAUUCAUUGAAGUGACAAUCAACCCAAAUGCUACAGUGGAGGAAGAUGAUCUCUUUCCAGCCAGUAUUUUUCAGUUGUCCAAUCAGCCCAAUGAUGGUGAAAAAGAUGCAUGCAAUGUUGAGAAAAUUUUUACACCUGCAUCUAGUUUUGCUGCGGAUACUAGCGUAGAGAGGGAAAAUGCUGAUCAGUGUGGAGAUGGAAUGGAUCCUGGCAUAACUAAUGUUGGCUUGAUAAAAGAUGUCCCUGGAUACAAUGAAGACAUAAUAGCCAAGAGAAAGAGUAUUUUAGAUGACAUUCGAAAUGAGUUGGCAAGAAAGAAAGAAAGUGUUGAAGCUACUUGUGGUGAUGUUGAUGCCAAUAUUGAUGAAGAUACUGUCAUCGCAGUUACCAAAAUAAAUGCAAAUGAGGUUGUUGCUGAUUUGGACUACAGCACAAGUGGGGGAUUUCUUCAUGAGGAAUCAAGUGAGGAAGAAAAUGCUGGAAUCAGCAGUAAUAUAAACAAUGUUGGUAAUGCAGAAUACGAUGCUAAUUCUACUAGUACAUUUGAUGUGAUGAGAAGUCCAGAACAUGCACUGACUUAUUCCCCUAAGAUCUUGAAAAAUCCUGCAAAUAUAAGUAUUUCUAAAUCUUCUGAUUCUGAUGAUGAUUUGAAACUUGCUAUUGAGCUAUCUUUGCAGACAGCCAAACAGGAAAAGAAGUCUGCUGUUGAGGAUAAAGUCCCAAGCUCUAAUGUUAGUGAAGAGGAAAGUUCUGAUGACGACACUUCAGUUGCUAUAAACAAUGAACAAGAGACACCAAUGGAAGACACUUACAAUCAGAACUCUGACUCCACACCACCCAUUAGUUUCACAACACCCAUUAGUCCUACAAAAAAAAUGACAGCUGAGUCUGUGUCACCAAGUAAAGGUCUCAUCAGACCUCAACCUGAAGAUUUUGAUGAGGCAGAUAUUAGGGGGGAUAGCUUUCACAAUUUAAAUGAGGAAGAUCUAAUGGAUAUUAACAGUUAUUUGGCAAGCGAACGAGAGACUCUAGUCUCAGAACAAGGUAAACAGAACAGAUUUGCAACUUCUGUGACUGAUCAGAUUAACCAAGAGGCACAGGAACUCUUGAAACUUUUUGGAAUCCCUUAUAUAGUCAGCCCAAUGGAAGCUGAAGCUCAGUGUGCCUUCUUGGAUAUCACUGGCCAAACUCAUGGCACUAUCACUGAUGACAGUGACAUUUGGCUGUUUGGAGGUCGCAGGAUGUACAAAAACUUCUUCAAUCAAAGUAAAUAUGUGGAGAUGUACAGUCUUGAUAACAUACGCAACCAUUUUGGUCUUAGUAGAGAACAGUUAAUCAACAUUGCUUUGCUGUGUGGCAGUGACUACACUGAGGGACUUCAAGGCGUGGGCCCAGUUAGAGCUUUGGAAAUAAUGGCUGAAUUUCCUGGAGAUGGAAUUGAAGGCUUGCUUUUGUUCAGGAAAUGGUGGGACAAGGCGAAAAAAAAAAUGACUGCUAGCUCAGAAAGUAAACUCAGAGCUCGUCUAAAAGAUUUAAAACUUGUUCCUGGUUUCCCAAGUGAAGCUGUUGUCAAUGCCUACUUAAACCCAGAAGUGGAUGAGUCAAGGGAAAAGUUCACCUGGCGCUUGCCUGAACUUGAUUUAUUAAGAGAAUUUGCUAAGAUAAAGUUUGGCUGGAAUAGAGAAAAGACAGAUCAGUCUCUACUGCCAAUGAUGAAACAACUAAAUCAAAAAGAACAUCAGAAGAGAAUUUCCUCUUACUUCCAACCAGAAAGUUUUAUAAAGACUUCCAAAAUUAAGAGUGAAAGAUUGAAGAAAGCCUUAGAUUUAGUCAACAAUCCACUACUUGAGAAUGAGAGCAGCUCUGAAAGUGACGCAAGCCAGAAUGGAGAAGUGGUUGAAAAGAAAAGAAGAGCUGAGUAUGAGGGUCAGGGGAAAACUCUUGAGGUGAAGUCAAAGAAGAAAUCUGCAAACUUAUCAGAAUGUACAGCAGAUAAAUCUGGCUACAAAACACUUCAGGCCAAGACAAAGGGAAGUAAAAAGGCAGGACAAAAAACAAAACCAACAAACAAAAACAAAUCCAAAGAAACCAAAACUACAAGAAGUAAGAAAUUAACUCAGGAAUCAAAUCUUCAAAUACCUGAAACAAGUUUAUCAGUGGAAUCAGCUUGUGACAUUGCAGAUGAUUUCAUGACAAAUAUGGCUCAAAAAGUUCUGGAAGCAAAUAAAGAGCUGACAAAAGAGAUUAAGCCAAAAACAUUAGCUGUUGAAUGUGUCCAGGAUGUCAACUCUGGACCACCUAAACAUAAAAUGCUAGUUUCUUUAGACAGAAUAAAGCCGCACAGAGGCAGGGGAGGAAUGGGAUUUAGUAAACGCGCAAAAGUGAAAACAGGUGUGGUGAACUUGUCUGAAAGUAGCAGUGAAAGUGAAAAAGAUGAUACAUCUAAACUUACUGAGUCUGAAAUGAAAAGUAAAAAACGAAACUUCAAGGGAAAUAAUUUAAAUGUAAGUCCAAGUUCCAAGAAGACCAACAAUUUAUCAGCUAAUAAAGUUAACAAGAUUGUACCAACAUCUGGAAAAGUUCCAAGCUUGAAUCAAAGGCAGAAUUUGUUAAAAUCUUCCAGUACAACUAAAGAUGGUGCAGAAAAGGAGACACUGCCAAGUUCAAAUGACCGUAGUUCUAGCAUUUCUUCCAGGCCUGCUGCCCUAGCUGGGUCUCUGUUGAAUGUUGAUACCCCUGAGGGUGAUAUUCGUAGUGCUGAUGUCUCCAUCAUCAACAAAAAGAAUUUGCCAGAGACACUGGCAUUCCUCAACCAAAGAAGCAAAGAGGAAAAGUUAAUUCUGCAACAACUGAAAGGAGGUCACAGUCUAAACUCUGUGGAGAGGAGACUAGAGGCUGAUGAAAAAAGGCCUAAAUUUUCAUCCCUCCUUAGUGCUGCACCUCUAAAGCCCAACCCACAAAAGACCUCUUUUGAGGAUUUACUUGCGGGCAUGGAUAAUGUUGCUAAAACAGAUGUCCAAAAACGUUCCAACAGAAAGGUGUCUGAAACAGGAACAAAUCUGAGAGGUAAUGACAUAAAAAAUAAAAGAACAGAGAAUGAUGCCAACUAUUCAGCUGACUUUGUUGUCAACAAAACGAAAAGCACUUCAAGUGCAUCCAAAAAGCUAUCUAAAAACAUUGGAUUUGGCUCUAGCGAUGAAAGUUUUGACAUGGAUACUAGCCUUGAUUUAUUAUCAGCAAUGCCAUCUGAACGUAGUUUCAAAACAAAAAAGGCUUUACGUUUUGACCAACCCAUUGGGGGAUCAGAUGAAGAAGACACGGGCACUAAAACUGCAGGCAAAAAGAAUAAAUUUAGGCAACAGAUGAAACAUUUGAAUGACUCCAGAUCAAUCAGGGGUCAUGGAGUCCUGCCCUACUCUGGAAAAAAUGAUCAGGUUAGGGGCAGGAGUUUUGCUGGGAAAGGCAAAGGUCGUGGUAAGAACAGACAAAAGAUGAGUCCUUAUAAUACCAUUGAGGAUGAGAUAAUGUUUGAGGAGAAGGUCAGGGAAUCAUUCGGUUAUGAGGCAUUGACCGAGGCUGACCUUGGAAGUGACUUCAGUGAUUGUGAUUAGUUGAUUCUCAUUGACAUUUUGUGAAAUGUAUUUCCAUUCAUCUAAGUUGCAGGAGGAAAGUUUGACAAAUUUAAGUCAUUAAUAAUUGUGAACAAAAUAAUGUGUGCAAGUAUUUGAAUUAUUUGUGAAAUUAAACUAUAAUCUUUCAUUUGAGAUUUGCCAUUAAUGAAAUAAGUUGAAUAAUAAAUUAGGCAUUUUAACAGAACCACAACAUUCCUGUAAUCCUUGAUCACAAAAACAAAUAAUUCUGUAACUUUAUGUCCCCAAAAUGUGUAAGAGAAACCUUUAUUACAGAGCUUAUAGAUUAACUCACUUCUUCUGCCUGGUACACAUUUUGUACACUUUUUUUUCUCCCACUUCUCAUUCUCAGAUCAGGUUGAAAUUUUGCAUAUUUAUUCAUUGCCCAUGGCUAUACAUGAAUCAAUUUUUAAAAAAAUUUACUUUAUCAAUUAGUGGUAAUUGAUCAAUAUCGUUUUAUGUGGGAAAAGGGAGUUAAUCCUUGCACUAUUAAAAGAUGUGGCAGUGAAUUUGCGGAUCUUCCCCUUAGAUAAGCUUUGUUUUUGUUUUUUUAUGUAUUUUUGAAUAUUUUGCAUGUUUUUAAUAUUUUUCUUAUACACUUCAUCAUUCUAUGAAUGUAUCAUUAUAUGAUAAUGUGGUGAUGUGUUUAGCUCCUAGCCAGGUGUCUUAAGUUUGAAUCUAUGUCAAGUGAACAAGGACUUAUAGAGUACUCAUGAAAUAAUUGAGACAAUGAAGUCAGUUGGACACUCUGGUGGCUACAUGAAACCUUUGUUAACAGCCACAAGAAGAGCUGAACUCUUUAUAUUCUGCUCCAUAGACCCCAAGUACAGUUGCAAAGAAAAAUAACUAGAGUUACUUACUCUUAGGUUGAGUUAAGAUGACUGUACUUACUCUUAGAUUGAGCUAAGAUGACUGUACUUACUCUUAGGUUGAGUUAAGAUGACUGUACUUACUCUUAGAUUGAGCUAAGAUGACUGUACUUACUCACUCUUAGAUUGAGCUAAUAUGAUUGUACUUACUUACUCUUAGAUUGAGCUAAGAUAACUGUACUUACUUACUCUUACAUGGAGCUAAGAUGACUGUACUUACUGUUACAUUGAUCUGUUUUCUGCUAGCCAUGCAGUAAAUAUUUGUGAGUCUGAACACAAGUUUCUCCCAACUAAUACAACAUAUGCAAUCUGAAAAGAAAUGACUUGCAAAUGCUUAUGUUACACUUCAUCUUGUUACCCUUGAAAAUAAAUACUGUAGGAUUUGUGA